Thecamonas trahens ATCC 50062 is the source of this 780-nucleotide messenger RNA. RefSeq lists its product as uncharacterized. The record is from RefSeq and is a predicted model, not a curated record. The coding region runs from base 1 to 780 and encodes 259 amino acids. The transcript has a single exon. Lineage: Eukaryota; Apusomonadida; Apusomonadidae.
AUGUCCGGGAACAACACCAAGACUUCGGACAGCUCUCUCGCCCGCAUGCAUCUCGCUCGCUCAUCGCCACCCGCUGCUGCUCCCGUCGUCGUCUCGGGCGUGUACUCGGCUGCCAAGCUCUCCAUCACUCGCCCGCAGGCGUAUCCGGUUCCGAGCCGGGCAGACAUUGAUGACAUCGCCGCUCUCGGAUCGUUGCCCGUCCCGAGCUCUGCGCCUGGUCUGCCGGGAGAUGCUUAUGAUCCGCCGGCUUCGGCGGCUCUUGCGCAAGACGAGCUGGAUGAGCUUGCUGCCCACAUCCAUGUUGUUGCUCCCGCGCUCGAUGCCAAGCUCACUGUAGAGCCGUACUCGCAGCCGGGCCAGAGCCGCGCUCUGCUGGACGCCAGAGGCGUGACUGCCACUGUGGACGAUGCUGGCGUUGCCUUUCCGUUUCCAGCUGACGCUGCUGCUGCCGAUCCGCUCCCGCUCGCCUUUCGCCUCCCUCCUGCCCGCGUCCCGCACAGCAAGAUCAACGCGGCCGCUCCGCGCGCCGGCUGCUGGGACGUGCCGGCGAGUGUGUUGAGCCAGCUGCAGGCCGCCACUGCCGCCCACGUCGACGCCGUCGCCGCUGCCGCCAACCCCAACUCCUCGCGCUCAAAGCGCGACCGCCGCGCCCGCGACGACCACCGUGACGACCGCAACGCUGCGGGCGACCGCGACCGCGAUGACCGCGAUCGCGACGCCGCCGCCGACGCCGACCCGCGCCGCGGCCCGCGCUCCAAGCGCGAACGUCGGCGAUUCUGA